AUGGCUUCGUUCGCCGACGCUCCCGCUGGGGAUGCGGCCAAGGGAGCCAAGAUCUUCAAGCUGAAGUGUGCUCAGUGCCACGUUGCAGAGAAGGGUGGCGGCCACAAGCAGGGUCCCAACCUCGGCGGCCUUUUCGGGCGCGUGUCCGGUAACGCGGAGGGGUUCAGCUAUAGCAAGGCCAACAAGGAGAAGGCGGUGGAGUGGAGCGAGAGCACCCUCUACGACUACCUGCUCAACCCCAAGAAGUACAUCCCAGGCACCAAGAUGGUGUUCGCCGGUCUGAAGAAGCCAGAGGACCGUGCUGACCUCAUUGCGUACCUGAAGGAUGCCACGGCCUGA
Auxenochlorella protothecoides is the source of this 339-nucleotide messenger RNA. RefSeq names its product Cytochrome c. Gene Ontology annotation, biological process: mitochondrial electron transport, ubiquinol to cytochrome c; mitochondrial electron transport, cytochrome c to oxygen. Lineage: Eukaryota; Viridiplantae; Chlorophyta; Trebouxiophyceae; Chlorellales; Chlorellaceae. The coding region runs from base 1 to 339 and encodes 112 amino acids. The record is from RefSeq and is a predicted model, not a curated record. Gene Ontology annotation, molecular function: heme binding; electron transfer activity. The transcript is spliced from 4 exons. Gene Ontology annotation, cellular component: mitochondrial intermembrane space.